CACUCUUCGCUUGAGUUGCCACMAACCAGAGUGACCUUCCGCCCCUGAUCCUGCUCGAUCGUUCACAGCUUGUACCUCAUCGACAAUGGGUAACUCGGCCUCAGCUCUUCCGUUCUCGGUCGACCAGCAGGUCGGUGCCCCCCACGACCACAACGGAUGGGCCCUGCACAAGGGAAAAUMGACGCUCAGCUCCGACAACGGGAAGGAGGUCUCGGUGUUUGUCGGGAAGAAACCGGACCUGUCCAAGACGCCCGUGGACCGACGGCAGCCGAACAAAACCCAGCUGGAACCCGCCCUCCACCACUACGAAUACUGCCGAAAACUGAGGCACCCGCACAUCCUCAAGGUCUACGCCACCCUCGACACGGACAAUCCGUCGGCCGCGGUGGUCAGCGGGGCUCCGGGAUCUUCCUCGGGGCAGCAGCAGCCCUCGCAACAAUCCGCAUCCGCCGGCACCGGGGACCUCAUCGUCGUGACGGAGCCCUGCAUCCCGCUCUCGGAAUGGCUGCUGGGGGCGGGAGCCUCGGGAUCUCCACCCACACCGGAACAGCUCGCGUGGGGACUGGAGUGCGUCGUCGAGGGACUCGCCUUUUUGCACAUGUCCGCAAAGCUCGCCCACGGGUGCGUGUCGCCGCAGAGCCUGUACGUAACGCCCUCGGGGGACGUCAAGCUCUGGAACUUCUCCCUGGUGACCCCCGUGGGCCCGAACACGAGCACGUCGGCCGGUGGACCCGACGGGCACUUUUUGGAAUUCGAGGCCGUGUGCUGCCCCGACAGCUACCGGAGCCCGGAGCGGACGGAGCAGCGCUGGGAGGCCGUCAGCAACACGGGCGGGGUCCACGCAAUGGACUCGUACUCGCUGGGCGUGCUGAUUGGGGACUACUGGUACCGAACCCCAACGACUAACGCCAACAGGGUGCCACAGACCCUGCAAAAGGCUCUCCAGCGGCUGACGACGGCCAACAUCAAGAUGCGGCCGCGACUCCAGCCCCUGCUGAAGUGCCCCGUCUUCGAUACGCAGUACAAGCAACUCCAGAAAUCCCUGGAACAAAUUACCAUCCAGCCCGUGGAACAAAAAAUCUACCUGUGGCAAAACCUGGGCAACCAGCUCCAGCAGCAAACGGGCGUGAUUCCAGAGGAUGUCGCCAAGUACAAAAUACUGCCUCUGAUCAUCAGCACGAUUCUAACAACCUGCGGGAACGAAAGCAUGCUGGCCCAGGAUAUGUACCGGAGAGAAAUCCUGGCGAUGCUGGUUCCUCUCUUUUACAUCGAGGAACACUACCAGGAUCCCGACAAGGCAGGAAAGGAAUUGGCACCCCUCGUUGCAAAGCUAUUCAUUGUGCCCGACCGAGGCGUUCGCAGUGUGCUGCUGAACAGAGUUGGGUUUUUGGCAAACACCCUCGACAAGAACGCCCUGAACGCGUCCGUCUUUGAACCACUCUGCAGUGGCUUCAACGACUCGAGCCCCGUCUUGCGAGAACUCACCCUGAAGGCUACCCAGACGCUGGUGCCGUCGCUGACGGCACCCAACCUCGAGAAAUUCUCGAGGUACCUGGUGCGCCUGCAAUCAGACGCGGAAAGCUCGCUACGAACGAAGGCCGUGAUGUUCAUCGCCAAUAUUGCCCCCCACCUGUCGGAGGUGUCGCGGCAAAAAAUGCUGCUCCCGGCGUACGGGAGGUCGAUCAAGGAUCCCUUCCCGGCGUGUCGGUUGUCCGCCCUCCAGUCGCUCAUGAAGUCCAAAUCACUCUUCUCUAAACAAGACCUGGCGAUCAAGGUGAUGCCGAGCGUGAUGCCCUUGUUGCUGGAUCCCAUGACGAACGUCCGGCAGGAAGCCUUUCGGGUUGUUCGGAACCUGCUGGAAGAAAUACAGCAGGAAUCCAAUUUGAUGACGGAGCGGGGUGACCCUCCCAUCGUGGGUGCCGCGGGGAGCCAACCGGCGGGAGCGCCAGCGGCGGCCGCCGCGGCUCCAAAACCGGCCGCUCCCGCCAGUGGUUCUUCUACCAGCGCCAGCAGUGGGUACCUGUCGGGGCUGUCCUCGUGGAUGAGCACUUCCACUGCUGCCACGCCGGCAGCGGCUCCUGCUGCCGCUCCCACACCGGUGCCGCCAAAGCCCGCGCCACAGGCACCCGUGCAGCAGUUUGCGGCUGCUUCGCUGAACCCACCCCAAGCGGCAGCGAUCGCAGAGGAUGGAUGGGGCGACGACGACGACGACGACGGAUGGGGCGACGACGACGACAUAGAUGAAAACGCAAUGGCGUUUUCGAGCAUUGGUGGCGGUGCUACCAACCAAACGCAUCCGCCCUCCUCGACGGUGAACACUAGUGCGUCAUCAAUGGGUGGAUUCGGUGGUGGCACGGACGACGAUCCCUUUGCCUCCCUCGGAAUGAAAACCGCAUCCAGCGUCGCCAAGCCCCGCCUCGGUGCGAAAAAGGGAAAGCUCGUCCUGCCGAAAAAGGCGCCGCCAGCGAAAAAACUGACGAUGGACUCCAACGAAAUGAGCGAUGGUUGGGACGACUUUUAACAAGGACGGUCCCUCGCCUACAUGACUUUGUAAACUAUCUAUAAUACCAUUGAAGCAAGACGACUAGUUGUUCAAAUCCUUUAGCAAGCUACAAGAAUCUUUCAUUUUUAUUCUUGCACACUCGUUAGUGUUACUUGUUGUCCGACAGUUUUCAAGACUAAUUCUAAAUCAUAGCCAUUCGAACGAUGCAGUCGUCAUUCGUUCAAUAUGUACCUUUGCGUUGUUCAGGAGGUGAAAAGUGGAAGAUUUUUUUUGUCAACACGUACUUCAAAAACUAGACAAGCCACAUAAAUUAGAUGGAGCAUG
This is a messenger RNA of Pseudo-nitzschia multistriata, 2827 nucleotides long. Lineage: Eukaryota; Bacillariophyta; Bacillariophyceae; Bacillariales; Bacillariaceae. The record is from the annotation of a GenBank genome assembly.